GCAGAACAUCAGGUUGAUUCUACACAAGACAGCCCAAUUCAACGAGUGAAGCACCAUUGAUUAUGGCCGACAAGUCCGACCAGUAUGCCCGCCAGGCUCUGAAUAGACUGGAUAUCCUCUCCUCGCAUCUAAGCACCGUCAAAGCGCCGGCUGGGAGGCUCACGAAGCUAUCGCGGUCGCUCAGUGGCAAGAAAGCCAUCGUCACGGGGGCUGCAUCUGGCAUGGGAAAAGAGACGGCGAAGGUUCUAGCUGACGAGGGCGUCAAAGUCGCUGUUCUGGACCUGGAUAACAGCAAAGUACAAGCAGUUGUCGAGGAGAUCAAUGCUGUCCAUCCCGGAAGAGCAAAGGGCUGGGUAUGCGAUGUAGCGGACCGCGAUCGGAUCAAGCAUGUGUGCAAAGAAGUCAUCGAUGCUUUCGGUGGGUUAGAUAUUUUGAUUAACAACGCUGGCGUGUCGCUCGGUGGUGGUGCUUUUGAUAACGACGACUCGUUCGAGUCGCGCUGGGACAAGACUCUCGACAUAAACAUUUCAGCUCUCGCAAUCUUCAUCCGCGCAUGUGUGCCAGCAUUGCUCAAGAGCGAUGCGGCACGGAUCGUGAACAUUGCGAGCACGGAGCAUUUUGUCACAGGACCAGCAAACGCGGCAUAUAGUGCGACCAAAUCAGCAGUGACCGGACUGACGAGAGCGUUCGCAGUAGAGCUGGGAAAGUAUGGGAACAUUACGGUUAACACUAUUUGUCCGGGACCGAUCAUUACUGGCAUGACAGCACGGAUCUCACCCGAGCAGAAGGAAGCAUACGCCAGACGACGUGUGCCCUUGCGGCGGUAUGCUGACGCGGAGGAGGUCGCGCAGAUGACAGUCAGUGUUUGCCUACCCGCUUCGUCCUACCUGCAUGGCACCACAAUACCAGUCGACGGAGGAAUGACUAUACGACAUACUUGAGUGGAUCAGAUAACUUUAAUGUACG
Messenger RNA from Paraphaeosphaeria sporulosa, 966 nucleotides. RefSeq names its product short-chain dehydrogenase/reductase SDR. Gene Ontology annotation, molecular function: oxidoreductase activity. The transcript is spliced from 5 exons. The record is from RefSeq and is a predicted model, not a curated record. The coding region runs from base 63 to 941 and encodes 292 amino acids. Lineage: Eukaryota; Fungi; Ascomycota; Dothideomycetes; Pleosporales; Didymosphaeriaceae.